CUUGUGACGGUGAAGGAACUAGGGAUUUUUUGAAAUCAACAAAAAUGAGUUUUGACUGCUAACUUUGUGGUUUAUUCUGGCGUUUGGAAAUCACUAGAGUAUCGGCAUUUAUAUUUCAGAGCCAUGGACCAGCCGGCACCCAAAAGCAAGCUGAAGAAGCUGAGUGAGGACAGCUUAACCAAGCAACCAGAGGAAGUUUUUGAUGUUCUUGAGAAACUUGGUGAAGGAUCGUAUGGCAGUGUAUUUAAAGCUAUUCACAAGGAGUCGGGCCAGGUGGUGGCCAUUAAACAGGUCCCUGUGGAGUCAGACCUGCAGGAGAUCAUAAAAGAAAUUUCCAUCAUGCAGCAAUGUGACAGUCCCUACGUGGUGAAAUACUAUGGCAGUUACUUUAAAAACACAGAUUUGUGGAUUGUGAUGGAAUACUGUGGAGCUGGCUCUGUUUCAGACAUUAUCAGAUUACGCAAUAAAACACUCACAGAAGAUGAGAUUGCCACUAUCCUUAAAUCUACUUUGAAGGGUCUUGAAUACUUGCAUUUUAUGAGGAAAAUCCACAGGGACAUCAAAGCUGGUAACAUUCUGCUCAAUACCGAGGGUCAUGCCAAACUUGCUGAUUUUGGAGUGGCUGGACAACUCACUGACACAAUGGCUAAAAGAAACACAGUGAUUGGUACGCCCUUCUGGAUGGCCCCUGAGGUGAUCCAGGAGAUUGGGUAUAACUGUGUGGCAGACAUCUGGUCCCUGGGUAUCACGUCUAUAGAGAUGGCAGAGGGCAAACCUCCCUAUGCAGACAUUCAUCCAAUGAGAGCAAUUUUCAUGAUACCAACAAACCCGCCGCCAACAUUUCGGAAGCCGGAGCUAUGGACAGACGACUUCACAGACUUUGUAAAGAAGUGUCUGGUCAAAAACCCUGAACAGAGAGCCACAGCCACUCAGCUCUUACAGCAUCCCUUCAUAACCAACGCUAAACCAGUGACCAUUUUACGUGACUUGAUCACAGAGGCCAUGGAGAUGAAGGCGAAAAGACAGCAGGAGCAGCAGAGGGAACUGGAGGAGGAUGAGGAGAACUCGGAUGAAGAGGUGGAAAUAGAUUCACACACUAUGGUGAAGUCAGGCUCAGAGAGCGCUGGCACUAUGCGGGCUACGGGCACCAUGAGUGACGGGGCUCAGACCAUGAUAGAGCACGGCAGCACGAUGCUCGAGUCUGAUCUGGGAACCAUGGUCAUCAACAGCGAUGAGGAAGAGGAGGAAGAGGAUGGAGGCUCUAUGAGGAGAAAUCCCACCUCACAGCAAGCCCAGCGGCCGUCUUUCAUGGACUACUUUGACAAACAGGACUCAAACAAAGGUCAAGAGAGCUACAACCACAACCAACAGGACCCUUACCUGAUACCCAAAACUGCUUUCCCUGACAAUUGGAAAGUUCCACAAGAUGGAGAUUUUGAAUUCCUUAAAAACCUUGACUUUGAGGAGCUUCAAAUGCGUCUUAGUGCACUAGACCCCAUGAUGGAGCGUGAAAUCGAAGAGCUACGUCAGCGCUACACCGCCAAGAGGCAGCCCAUUCUGGACGCCAUGGAUGCUAAAAAGCGUCGGCAGCAGAACUUCUGAGGCUGCCUCAAGAGAGAAGACUUAAACCUGGCAUGCCAGCCCCUUUUUCACAGAGGCACACCCUCUCUUCAACUCUGUUACAUUUUAGUUUAUCACAUCUCAGUGUGACUGUCUCUCGUCAUUUAUUAUUUGCAGUCCGGUCCGUCUCAGUGUCUGACUUUUGUCUCCCAAAGAAACUGACAAACGUGUUUCACCAGCUACGACGGUAAUAUCAUGCCUCUCUUUACAUGUGAGUAGCCUUGGAAGACAAGAAUAUAAUUAAUAGUGAUGCUUACAAGAUCAGUUUAUGGGGAAGUGCAGAGGUAACUGUCGGUUGGAUUGUAGUUAGUGAUGCACUGAGUUGGAACAAUUUAUUAAGGAGCUCAGUUUUUAACCAAAGACAAUCACAAGAGGAGAAUGCCUUAGGAAGUUUUCAUCUGUUGGUCCAUCGCACAGCUUUUUUUAAAGUGACCAGUCCACAUCUCGAAAUAGGAAUAAGAGUGGUACCCACGGUCAUGGGUGCAUAUUUCCACAAAAGCACACUAGGGAAGCAAUGAAGUUAAAUGCAUGAAUGUAUCUCUUGUGCAGUAUUGAUUGAACACAAACAAUUCUUGCAGCUGUAGUUUUCAUUUCCUCAGGCCUUCACAAAA
Chanos chanos (milkfish) is the source of this 2231-nucleotide messenger RNA. It is a transcript of the gene stk3, whose product is annotated as serine/threonine kinase 3 (STE20 homolog, yeast). Gene Ontology annotation, molecular function: protein serine/threonine kinase activity; ATP binding. The record is from RefSeq and is a predicted model, not a curated record. NCBI's taxonomy places the organism in Eukaryota, Metazoa, Chordata, Actinopteri, Gonorynchiformes, Chanidae. Gene Ontology annotation, biological process: protein tetramerization; signal transduction; protein phosphorylation. Gene Ontology annotation, cellular component: cytoplasm. The coding region runs from base 124 to 1602 and encodes 492 amino acids. The transcript is spliced from 11 exons.